CAUCUUUUAAGCCUAUUUCCAAUUAAUAAUGUCUUACACCAUUGUUGAAAAAACCCUUUAUCUCAUUCAAUCCAGCGACCCAAUUUUGAAAUUGCAGGGUGCUCGGGAUAUUCGCCGUCUCACUAAAAGUUCGUUGCGUUACCGGCGUCAUUUUUCCGAUGCUGUUAAACCCCUUGUUGAUAUGCUUCGUAAUUCCGCGUCAAUUGAAUCAAUUGAAGCUGCUCUCCUUGCGCUACUCAAUCUCUCUGUAAAAGAUGAAGAAAACAAGAAAAGUAUCAUAGAUGCUGGUGCCUUGGAACCCAUCAUUGGCUUUCUUCAAUCAGAGAAUGCAAAUCUACAGGAGCCUGCAACUGCUUCAUUACUUACACUAUCAGCAUCUUCUGUCACGAAACCGAUCCUUAGUUCUUUUGGUGUCAUCCCUCUACUCGUUGAUAUUCUAAGACGCGGUAGCCCACAAGCCAAGGUUGAUUCUAUAAUUACUCUAUACAAUCUUUCAACUUCUCAAGGCAAUUUAACAUUGAUCCUUCAAACAGAACCAAUUCCUUCUAUAGUUACUCUGCUUAAAUCUUGUAAAAAGUCCUCAAAAACCGCGGAAAAAUGUACUGCCCUCCUUGAAUCAUUAAUGUCCUAUGACGAGUGUAGGAAAGCGUUGACAUCUGAAGAAGGGGGGAUACUUGCAAUAGUGGAAGUCCUUGAAAUCGGAUCUUUACAAAGCAGAGAACAUGCUUUAGGAGUUCUGUUGACAAUGUGUCAAAGUGAUAGAUGUAAAUACCGGGAACUAAUUCUCAGAGAAGGUGUAAUUCCUGGACUACUUGAGCUAACUGUUAAGGGGACAGCUAAGUCUAAAGAAAAAUCACAAACACUUUUAAGGUUGUUGAGAGAUGCUCCUUACGAAAGGUCUCAACUUCAACCAGACACAUUGGAGAACAUUGUUUUGAAUCUUAUAUCUCAGAUAGAUGGCAAGGAGCAAACUGGAAAUGCGCGGGGUUUGCUUGCUGAAGUGAUACAAGUUAGUAUGGAUCAAAGUUUGAGACUUUUACACCAAAGGGAAAUGGUAUGUACUCCAGUUGAUUUAUCUAUUUCCGGUGGUGCCUCUACGAUCUCUUCAACAUGAUACAUUUAGUCUUUAAGAAUGAUCCUUUUGUUUCUCUCGUUCGAUAUCUUUUAAUCUUUCAUUUGUGGAGAAUUCUAGUUUUUGAAGCUUGUCUUUGUAUAUUUGUACACAACUUUGAAGAUCAUACAACUAGUUAAGGCUCCAAUUCUGCUCAACAUGAUACAUUUGGUGUAUUAGAAUGAACUCUUUAUUUGUCUCUUCAAGAAUCCUAAUAAUGGGAGAAAUGGUUUUGUAGUCUA
This is a messenger RNA of Solanum dulcamara, 1353 nucleotides long. Its product is annotated as U-box domain-containing protein 4-like. Bases 29 to 1114 code for a protein of 361 amino acids. The transcript has 2 exons. Gene Ontology annotation, molecular function: protein binding. Lineage: Eukaryota; Viridiplantae; Streptophyta; Magnoliopsida; Solanales; Solanaceae. The record is from RefSeq and is a predicted model, not a curated record. Gene Ontology annotation, cellular component: cytoplasm; nucleus.